Fomitiporia mediterranea MF3/22 is the source of this 1147-nucleotide messenger RNA. RefSeq lists its product as uncharacterized. Bases 70 to 627 code for a protein of 185 amino acids. The transcript is spliced from 2 exons. NCBI's taxonomy places the organism in Eukaryota, Fungi, Basidiomycota, Agaricomycetes, Hymenochaetales, Hymenochaetaceae. The record is from RefSeq and is a predicted model, not a curated record.
CCACCUCCUACUAAUACUCGCACAACAUCUUGGAUUCGCCUCGAAAUCAUCUGCGAUAACUACUUAGCAAUGGCGCCCGUCCGUCAUCCUGUCGCAACGUCCACUCGCUCUGGUCGCUGCGCACAGCCUCGCCCGCCAGUCUCGCAAACGUUUGUGAAUGCUCACCCCGAGCUGUGUCUCGCGCCCCGCCUCGGACCUGUGCCUCUCCCACCGGAACCCCAGAAGGACCGUCAGCAUCCUGCACACAUCUCUUACCCAACUGCAUACAUACCGCCGCACAUGGGUCGUGACGGACGCGGCAAUGGAGGGGCAUCUUACGGUCAGUCUGAAUUUAGAGGUCAUGUAACGACUGCUCCUUCGGUAAACCCGACACCGGUUCACUACCAGUCUGCACACGCUCCAGUCCCCGUUGUCAGACCGCCUCCGCCUCCCUAUUCGACUACUGGAUACCAUGUCGCGACAAACGCCGUACCAUUAUCUCAGGCAGUGCCAGUCCCCGUUCCCAAGCCGCGUUACUCCACCUCUCCGCCGACACCGACUGCGUCUCCUCCUCGUCCCGCAGUUUCUUCUUGGCGCAAACGCACUUCUGCGGACAACGCGCAGCACGGCGCCUUUCCAACUACGUGAAGCUCAGGGCAGCUGCGACUGUGCAGCUCGCAUUUCAACUGAACCUGUUUUAUCCCCACUGUCGGGAUGCUCGGUGGGCUCUCUGCUCGUUGGUUGCCGCUCAGGAAAUCGCGGAAGCGUUAUUAUGACUUGACCCGCGCACCGGAAUUCGAUCCGGCCAACUCAGUGCCUCUCAUGAAGAGAGCACUUUGACCGCCCCCUUUUGUCCGCGUAGGAACGUAUAACCCAAUUAGGAUUGAUUCAAUUGGUCUUUAUUUUCCAUCGCCCCUGUCUCCUCUUGUACAGUUAUGUUGAAGUCUGACAAUUUGCUGAAGGAGCUCAGGACUAUAAAUACUCCUACAUGAAAUGUCAUCCCACCGAGUCAUAUUCAAUCUUCCUUCCUCCACGUAGGCACUAGGAAUAUUUUGCCUUGUUUCUUGACUCAUUGCUUGUUUCGGUCCCGAUAUUAUGUACACAUUGAUGAUGCUGUGUUAUUGAAUCCUGUGCACCGUGUGCACGCGGUUUUUGCCACCCCGUUCCC